AUGAGCAGAACAUUUGUGACGCUAGCAGAGGUGUUGGAGACUCGAGGAGGUCCCCUUCUGGAGGAUGAAGUGUGGUCCCUCCUCCUGGGCACCACAGAAUCCCUGGUUGAUGUCUCAUACAAAGGACAUAACAGUAUGUGUAGCAUCAUAAGCCCCUCCUCCCUUCUGCUCUCGGGCACCGGCACACUGGCGUUUAAGAACUGUGCCCUAUCAGACGAGGCGUGCAACUUUACUGCGCCAGAGAUGCUGCGAGGCUGUGCUUCCUCAACCAAAGAUGUUAUGGAGAAGAUGCUGGUGUAUUCACUGGGUAUGACUCUCUACUGGUCUGUCAAUUAUCAUCUACCUCAGAAUCAGCCGGUCCAGUUGAGUAACCACCUGAACGGCCUGCUAGUGAGUAUGUGCGAGGACCUGGCCCACCGCAGGGUCAAUCUGAACAGUAUCCUGGAGUCCUGUGAGUCUCAGCACAAAGCCUCUCUCCUGCCUCCGCCCAACAGAGUAAUACGACAGCUGGUGGAGGUUGUCUUUCACGAAGCUGUGGACCAUGUGUCUGAGUCCUUUGUCCCACUGUGUGGGAGGAGUCAGAUGAUCAGAGAAAGGGUUAACGAGAGUUUACUUCACAAACCCUGGAGACAGAAACCCAGAAGUUCUCCCACCCCUGCAUACCCACCUAACAUAGACAGACUGCCACGAGAUCUCAGACACAUGGAAAGUAGCAGUAGCUGGCUGUGUCAGAGCCCCUACAUUGGUGCCCCCUCAAAGGGUGCACCCCAACCCCACAGCCCCUUCAUCACUUUCAGUAACUCCUCAGCCAGCCUCACCGAGAGGAAAGUCAAGGCUCUGGGUCCUGAGUUUAUCAGGAUGGCUGACGAACCCCAUGUAGGUCUGGAGCUUCCCGGAUCCAUAGUGUCUAAGAAGGGCAGGUCUUGUUCGUCCCAGAGAGAGGUUAGUGUGGUGUUGCCCAGUGGUCAGUCUGUAUUGGUCAGAUGUGACAAAAAGUCCAGAGGGAGAGACGUGUUCGACAUGGUGGUGGCUCACGCUAACCUGGUAGAGCACUUCUACUUCGGACUGGCCUUCAUCGAUGAUGAUGAAUAUUUUUUCCUGGACCACGAGAUUAAAAUCUCAAAAGUUGCUCCUGACAGUUGGAAAAAAGUAGUGUCGACUUCUUUUCUUGUUUUUCUACGGGUCAAGUUUUUCGUUGACGACAUCUCUUUCAUAUUACACAGGCUGACGCGUCACCAAUACUACUUGCAGCUGCGGAAGGAUAUCCUAGAGGACAGGUUGUACUGCAAUGAGGAGACGUGCAUGUUCCUGGCGGGUCUUGCUCUUCAGGCAGAGUUUGGGGACUACAUGUCUGAGUUGUAUGGUAGGAACUACUACCAGCCGGAGCAGUAUGUGUCUAAGAGAAUGCUGGAGAAGAUGGCUCUGCCCACUCUAAAGGAGGAGUUGUCACGGUUCCACGCUAACAAUGCCAAGAUGCUGCCCGAGGAGGCUGAGACCGAGUUCCUAAAAAUCGCUCAGCAGCUUCCAGAGUAUGGGAUGGUGUUCCAUCGGGUAUGCCGGGAGAAGAAGGUGGGGGAGCUAGUGCUGGGAGUCUGUGCCACUGGAAUCAUUGUCUAUGAGCUGAGGAACCACCUCCGUACCGUCACACGACGAUUCCUCUGGAGGGAGACCGAUACCAUCUCUGCCAAUCGUCGUAAGCUGACAAUAGAGUGUGGUGGUCCCAGCAGUAAGAAGCACAGUUUUGUGACAGAGAGUUCUAAGAUUGCUCAGUACCUCCUUAGUCUCUGCUCCGCGCAGCACAAGUUCCACAGUGAAAUGACCUCCAGGCAACUCAACUACAGCAUCGCUCAAGAUGAGAACAUUGAGAAGUACCAGUCUAUCUGUCGGACACGUGACUCCCAUAUGAAGCGUCUUUCAUGUUCCGAGGUCGUCCUGAACAGUGUAGAGAUACCGGCCAACCUCAGCCAAAGCGAGUCGCUAAGUAAGUUGUGUGAUGACAUCACAGCGAAGGUGGAGGCAUGUCUACGGCAACAAAGUGAGAUGAGAGAAAUCAACAGAGAUCUACCCGAGCCAUGCCCACUGUCAGAGGUGAAGGAACAGGACUUGAGUACUCCAGAGCCCAUCCCCAGAAUCAUCUCCAAUGCCUCGCUACAGAAACAGGACUCUGAGGGCUUCUCAGAGGCCCCCUCCACAACCUCCUCCAUACCAGUGGACACAUCAACCAGGGGUUCUCCAGAGAGAGAGAUCAUCUGUCUGGUCCUACGGAAAGACCCUAAAUUGGGCUUUGGUUUUGUGAUAGUGGAGGAGGACAACACAGGGAACCUGGACCUGGGAAUCUUCAUAGCCUCCAUCGUACCUUACGGACCAGCGGACAGACACGGCAAAAUCAGACCAGGUGGUCGUCUGAUCUCUCUGAAUAAGAUCAGUCUGCAGGGCGUGACAUUCACCAAUGCAGCAGCCAUCCUCCAGAGCAGCCCUGAUGAGGUGGAGCUCAUCGUCUCACAGCCCAAAUAUUCUCUGAGGGACAGUAAGACUUCUCUGGCCCCCAGUACUCAGAGUCUGAUGUUGGAGAGGGGCUUUGGGUCCCAGACCACCCUGAAUGGGACAGAGGAAGCCCUGGCUCUGUCUAACAUGGCCACAUCUAAACAUGGCAAGAGACUCCACAACCCUGUGGUCCGGAUCCUAGACGCUCAGCUGUGUUCUAGCUCCACCUCCAUCUGCAGUCUGAGGGCUGGGAAGCAGCUGGUGGUGGAGCUGAAAAAGGCUAAUGGCAGCCUGGGUAUCAGUGUAGCUGGUGGAGUGAACACCUGUGUUCAUUACGGGGGGAUCUACAUCGAGAGUCUGGUGCCAAGGGGUGCUGCUGUACAGGACGGACGCAUUCAGAUUGGUGACCGACUGCUGGAAGUUGAUGGGUCCAACUUGCGAGGUGUAACACAAAAACAGGCCGUGGAGUGCCUGAAGAGGACUGGAGAGGUGGUGCGCCUGCUUCUAGAGAAAGAGCUCCAGGUGGCUUCACAGAGCCAAUCAGGAAGCUUCAGGAGAGACAGCUCCAUGGAGAUGACCUUGAGUGGCAAGGACUACAGCUUUGUCACUGAUGACAACACUCUGGAUGUGCGGUUGAAGAAGAGUCUGUGUGGUUUGGGCUUCAGCUUCUACAUCAGUGAGUUGAACAGUGGUUCUGACCAGGGCAGCAGUGUGGUGCAGAUCAAAACUCUGUUCCAGGGUCAACCAGCCCAGGAGUCAGGACAGAUCAGAGAGGGAGACAUCAUAUUGACUGUCAAUGGAAGAUGGGUUUCAGGACUCAGCUACCAGAGGGUCUUGUUCCUGCUCAGUGGGACUCUGUCUGAGGUCCACCUGACUCUCUGCAGACCUGUUCCUGGAGUACCGUCUCAACUGGACGCUGACACACUGGUUCCAUUCCCAUCUCCUACCAGUGGGGUGAGGUCCAAGUCUCUAGACAUCAGGCUGGGAGAAGACUACAGCCAGCUGCUCAAGCUACAGUCACACCAGAUUCACCAGAACCAUCAGUACAACAAGGAGAACCAGGCCCAGAAGGGGCCUAUGAAGUCAUCAUAUGCCCAGGAACAAGCCUCCGGUCAAGAGAGUCAGGACAGCGAGAUGAAAGCAGCUGAGAAACAGCCAUCCUCACUCUCUCCCACCCCUCCCUCACCCCCCUCCCCGAUUUCCCUCGCCAGCAGAAGUGACCCAUCAGACCAUGAAGAGUUGUCUGUUGUGGACGAGGAAGUUUCCAAAAAAAUUUGCUUGGCAUCUGGUGGGUCCAGGACCAGCGUUAGUCCCAUGUACACCAGUGGCAUCAGAGACAGGGCGGAUGGCGGUUUGACAGGGCGGAUGGCGGUUAUUGUGAUCGAAUGACCAUUCAGGCUGAUAAAGAGUACUUGACCGUCAGUUCAACUUCAGACAGUCCCUCUAGCCUCACCUCAAAC
Messenger RNA from Oncorhynchus tshawytscha (Chinook salmon), 3944 nucleotides. Its product is annotated as tyrosine-protein phosphatase non-receptor type 13-like. NCBI's taxonomy places the organism in Eukaryota, Metazoa, Chordata, Actinopteri, Salmoniformes, Salmonidae. The record is from RefSeq and is a predicted model, not a curated record. The coding region runs from base 1 to 3873 and encodes 1290 amino acids. The transcript has 28 exons. Gene Ontology annotation, molecular function: cytoskeletal protein binding. Gene Ontology annotation, cellular component: cytoskeleton.